Molecule: messenger RNA, 2049 nt
Organism: Kalmanozyma brasiliensis GHG001
Lineage: Eukaryota; Fungi; Basidiomycota; Ustilaginomycetes; Ustilaginales
Product: Alpha-L-arabinofuranosidase, C-terminal
Exons: 1
Coding region: 1-2049 (682 amino acids)
Biological process (GO): L-arabinose metabolic process
Molecular function (GO): alpha-L-arabinofuranosidase activity
Source: RefSeq, a predicted model, not a curated record
AUGAAGUCGCUCAGUCUGUCCUGGGUUACCAUGGCCCUCGCCACGAGCAUCUUCUCCAUCUCUUCGGUCAGCGCGGCUCCCGCCGCCACCACCUCGAAUGCCAAUGCAGCCUCUACCUCGCCCGCAGUCACGUAUAACGUCGCUGGCAAGCCUUCACGAGUCUCUCACUUCGGCCUCGGCGCUUUCAUCGAGACCAACAUCAACUCGGGCACCGAUGGUGGUCUCUACGCCGAGAUUAUUCGCAAUCGCGCUUUCCAGGACAAUGUCAACAACCAGGCUAACCAGAACGACGCUCUUGGAAAAGGCUCUCUUCUCCACUGGUCCGGCACCAGCCAAUCCACCAAGCUUUCGCUCUCGCCGGACAACGCCUUGUCCUCUGCGCUCCCUCAGUCGGCUGUUGUCAGCGGAGACCGGAACCAGUCGUGCGGGAUCGCUAACCCUGGCUGGUACGGCAUCAGUGUCACAACCCAGCCUCAUCAGCUCAGCUUCUACGCUCGAUCACCUACAGGCCAAGCCACGACAGUGCCCGUCAAGAUCGGGCUCUACUCGAAUGACUACUCCAAGACCUACACGGAACAGACCAUGCCACUCAAGCUCACAGGUGAGUGGCAAAAAUUCGAGACCACCUUGACGCCGUCUCAGGCCUCGAGCAACAACAACAACGUCUUUGCCAUCAAGACCACGGGUGCCUGCCGAGACGGCUUCCAGGUCAAUCUCGUCUCGCUUCUGCCUCCUACGUACGAGGGCACCGUUGCUCGUCAGGAUCUCGCGCAGGCGCUCGCCGACAUCAAGCCCGUCUACGUUCGUCUGCCCGGUGGCAAUGAUCUUGAGGGUAACAACAUCCCCUCGUGGUUCAACUGGACCAACGCCGUCGGCGACCUCAAGAACCGACCUGGCCGUACUCCUACUUGGACGAGCGGCUGGAACACUGAGGGGCUUGGUCUCAUGGAGCUGAUGGAUCUCGCUGAGAAGUGGGGUGCUCAAGCUGUCCUCGGCAUCUAUGCUGGCUACUCGCUCAACGGCGAGGCCGUACCCAAGAGCCAGCUCGGUCCGUACAUCCAGUCGGCGCUCAACCAGCUCCACUUCCUCCUGGACACUUCCGGUAGCUGGGCUGAGCUGCGAAGCUCGUAUGGCCGUUCCGAGCCCUACAAGUUCGACCAGAUCGAGAUCGGAAACGAGGACUGGCUCGGUGCUGCUAUCAACACGUACGGUGCUUACCGAUGGGCCGCCUUCCGUGAUGCCAUCGCCAAGGAGUUCCCCCAGCUCACUCUCAUCGCUUCGACGCUCAAGAACGGAGUAGAGGGAGCCAAGGCGGUGGACGACCACAUGUACUCUACGCCGAACCAGCUGUUCGAGUUCACCGAAGGCAUGGACAGCACCUCCCGCGAUGUUCCUAUCUGGGAACUCGAGAUUGCUGUCAUCAACUCCGGUCUCACCAACGAUACUGACAUCUACAGCGGGCCUGGUCGCUUGCAACACCCCACUUUGAUCGGUGCUCUGGCUGAAGCUGCGUUUCUGGCUGGCGCGGAGCGCAACGGUGACAUCUUCUACAGCGCUGCUUACGCUCCCAUCUUCCAGAAUGAGGGACCGAACGCCACGCAGUGGACUCCAGACAUGUUGAGCUUCAACGCAGGUCAGAUGGUCAAGUCCACCUCGUACUACAUCCAGUACGCCUGGGGCAACUACCCGAUCAAGCAGAUCCACGAUGCAAGCCCUUCGACACCGACCAAUUCGUCGCACAUCUACCACUCGUUCGGCUCGAACAGUCAAGGUGCCUUGGUGGCUAAGCUGGUCAAUGCCAACGCGGAACAGCGAACGGUUAAGGUGCAAGUUGGGAAUGGAAGCAAGUUGUCCUCUAGUGGCGCCACGAGCUGGCAAAUGCAGGGCAAGAACCCUCAGCAGGCCAACACGCUCAGCAACCCUAACGCUAUUGUUCCGCAGUCCAGUAGUAGUGGCUUGCCAAAAGGUGCUUCGCUCGGCUCAGACGGUUCGUUGACGAUGACGCUUCCCCCGUACUCGGCCACGGUCGUGACUCUGCCGCUUGCUUAG